Diachasma alloeum is the source of this 1504-nucleotide messenger RNA. Its product is annotated as methylglutaconyl-CoA hydratase, mitochondrial. The transcript is spliced from 2 exons. Lineage: Eukaryota; Metazoa; Arthropoda; Insecta; Hymenoptera; Braconidae. Gene Ontology annotation, biological process: fatty acid beta-oxidation. The coding region runs from base 341 to 1264 and encodes 307 amino acids. Gene Ontology annotation, molecular function: enoyl-CoA hydratase activity. The record is from RefSeq and is a predicted model, not a curated record. Gene Ontology annotation, cellular component: mitochondrion.
UCUAACACAUUCCCAUCAUCACAAUUCCAAUCCCUGCUAUCACUUCAACAGAAUCAAGAGCAUCAUAAAAAAACGAAGCCCCCCGUAUUAUCACACUGCGCUCAAGAGCUUUUUCCCAACUUUUCAUUUAAUCGUUUUUCUGUAUCCCCUCCACGGGCCGCACUCACACCACCGCAAGUCGCGAUAACUCAGCACUUUUACAUGGAGCCAGUGUUGAUCCAACACUUUACGUAAACACCCGCAAAACCGCUCAGUGUGAUCAUCAUCAAAUCAAAUCGAUCUUUGGAUGCAUUUAAGUUGAAGUUACCGCGAUUAUUAGUGCCGCAAAACCCUGUAAAUCAUGAUUAUUCCGUUAAUAAAAAGGCGAACAUGCCGAGUUGUCUGUGGGAAGAUGCUGACCGCCAGAGUAUCGCGACUGUCAAUGAAAGUGGACCCUGCGCCGCUGGAGAAACCCGAAGAUCCAUCGAAAGAAGUGACGAUUAAUUAUCUCGACGGAAAGGACAACGGAAUAGCAGUACUGGGUCUCAACAGGCCAGCGGCCAGAAAUUCCUUCGGCAGAAAUCUCGUGAGUCUGUUAUCAGAGUCAUUACACAAGAUACGGGACGAUGAGAAGGUCAGGGUUUUGAUUUUGCGGAGUCUAGUGCCGAAGAUCUUCUGCGCGGGAGCGGAUUUGAAGGAGCGGGCGCAGAUGACCGAAGCGGAAGUGGGUCAGUUCGUGAAUAUCCUGAGAAAUUUGAUGAGCGAAAUCGAGUCGAUACCGAUUCCCUCGAUCGCGGCGAUCGAUGGAGCCGCUCUUGGUGGUGGUCUUGAGAUGGCGUUGGCCGCUGACAUGAGGACGGCUGCGUCCGAGGCGAAAAUGGGACUCGUGGAGACGAAACUGGCGAUCAUACCCGGUGCGGGGGGGACUCAGAGGCUCCCCAGGAUCGUGGGGGUUGCUAAGGCGAAGGAGAUGAUCUUCUCGGCGAAGAUCCUGGACGGCGAUGAGGCGGAGGACAUUGGACUCGUUAACAAGGCUGUGCCGCAGAACAGGGGGGGAGAUGCUGCGUAUCAGGCGGCCUUGAGCAUCGCUCGGGAAAUUCUGCCUAAUGGACCGGUUGGAGUCAGGAUGGCAAAGGUAGCAAUCACGAGAGGAAUCGAGGUGCCAAGCGACCAAGGCUUCGAGAUUGAGAGGGAGUGUUACUCAAAGAUACUUAAAACCAAGGACAGACUAGAAGGGCUGGCAGCAUUCUCCGCAAAACGUGUGCCAAUUUACCGUGGCAUGUAACGUGGAAUAAUUAAUAUUAACUCUAGGCACCACUGUGAUAACGUCAAGUUAAAUUCUGUGUAUAUUCUGCAAUAUCAACAUACAAUACAAUUUUCAUCUCAAUAGUUCACAAUUUUAUAUUCUUUUUUUUUCACGAAUCUGCGUGUAAUACGUGAUUUAACUAAUCCCCAGGUAAAUAGUCUAUUCUCCCAUAAACUUUUUGAUCAAUAAAAAUAAAACGAUGAUACACUGUGCAAAGUC